Messenger RNA from Equus quagga, 1814 nucleotides. It is a transcript of the gene SLC25A43, whose product is annotated as solute carrier family 25 member 43. Gene Ontology annotation, biological process: transmembrane transport. The record is from RefSeq and is a predicted model, not a curated record. NCBI's taxonomy places the organism in Eukaryota, Metazoa, Chordata, Mammalia, Perissodactyla, Equidae. Bases 52 to 897 code for a protein of 281 amino acids. The transcript is spliced from 4 exons.
GGAGCCCCAGGCCGAGCCACGCGGGCUCCGGGGCCGGGCGGGCGGGGCGCGAUGGCGACUUGGCGGCGGGACGGCCGGCUGACGGGCAGCCAGCGGCUGCUGUGCGCCGGGCUGGCGGGGGCGCUCAGCCUCAGCGUCACCGCGCCGCUGGAGCUCGCCACCGUGCUGGCACAGGUCAACGGAGCGCGGGGGCCGUGGGCCGCGGGGCUGCGCGCGUGGCGGGCCGAGGGGCCCCGCGCCCUGUGGAAGGGGAACGCGCUGGCGUGCCUGCGCCUCUUCCCCUGCAGCGCCGUGCAACUCGCCGCCUACCGCAAGUUUGUCGUGUUGUUCACGGAUGACCUGGGCCAUAUUUCCCAGUGGAGCUCCAUCAUGGCUGGGAGUCUCGCAGGCAUGGUUUCUACCAUUGUGACAUAUCCUACAGACCUCAUCAAAACCCGCUUGAUUGUGCAGAACAUGCUGGAACCGUCUUACAGGGGUAUCCUCCAUGCUUUUUCUACUGUUUAUCAACAGGAAGGGUUCCUGGCCCUUUAUCGAGGGGUUUCCCUUACUGUUUUAGGCGCUCUCCCGUUCUCUGCUGGCUCCCUUCUAGUGUACAUGAACCUGGAGAAAAUCUGGAACGGACCCCGAGAUCGGUUCUCUCUCCUCCAGAACUUUGCCAAUGUCUGCCUGGCUGCUGCCGUGACCCAAACCCUCUCCUUUCCCUUCGACACGGUGAAGAGAAAGAUGCAGCUGCCACCGCCUGGUACAUCAGUGCAGCCUCGUAACGCCUGCUCUCGCUGCAGCUUCCGCAGCGAGGACACGGCACUUUUUUGCCUUCAUAGCCGCUCCUUACCUCAGCGAAACAGGCUGGAAAGAACCCAAAUAAGCCGGGAACUAUCGACAACAAUGGUCCAGUAGUGCCUGACUCCCUUGCUGAGGAAAUAACUGCAUUUGAAAUGGGUCGGUGUCUCAGUCGAAUUGGCCCUGCAUUUUCCUAAUUGUCACCUGGGAAAACUCACAUUUUCUUUAUAGACCAUAGAGGCAAAAGCCUGCUAUCAGAGGUCCCGAAGUGAGUAAUUGGCUUAACCUAGAAUCAGCCAAUUUUGAUCAAAAUAAAGUCAGAGUGGUCCAAGUAAGGUUGGGGGUGACAGGCAGGUCUGCACAGUGGGGGCGGGCUCCGAAUCACCUAGGGCUGAGGCUUCGCAUCCCCCGAGUCCUGCUCCCUGUCCGCUGGCCUCCCUGAAAACUCCACAGCCAGAGGCGCGCCUGCCUCCUGGCCUCCGCUGGGCAAAUCUUAGUGUAUACAACUGAUAUAUUCCUGAAGAGCUGCUUGGAUAUUAUUUUGGGGUCGGUUGAAUCCAAUUUUAAAUGAUCAGUCCCAGCUGAGUUUGUUUUUCUGCGUGUCUCUAACUUGUCCCUCUGCUGCUCAGUCGCCCCCGGGUUUCUCUCUGUGGCUUUCUUGGCUGGGCUGGGCCUCACUUACCUCAGCACUAAAAAUCAGGAAAGUACAGUCUGGCCCUCUGUAACUGGGGGUUCGACAGCCUGGUUUCUGCAUCCGCAGAUUCAACCAACGGCAGAUGGAAAGGCCUACCAUAAUUGUAUCUGUCCUGAACUUGUACAAACUCUUUUUUCUUGUCAUGAUUCCGGAAACAAUACAGUAUAACAGCUAUAUAGCAUUUACAUUGUAUUCGGUAUUAUAAGUAAUCUACAGAUGAUUUAAAUUAUACGGGAGGAUGUGCAUAGGUUAUAUGCAAAUACUAUGCCGUUUCAUUGAUAGAAUAAAUAACUUGAGUGUCUGUGGAUUUUCCUUUCCUCCGGAACCCGUCCCCCAUGGA